UUCCCAGCCACCGCGAGCACGAGCGCAACGGCCGCUCGAGGGGCGAGUACAAUCGACUGCAGCUCAUUGACGACGAGCAGGCGUUCUCGUAAGUAUCCCACAGGGCGAAUGCCGAUGAGUGGUUUCCUGUCAUCAACAGAGAUAGGCAACCGUAACUCGAGGCAGGUACUAAGCGUGUUCUCUUAAUUUUUCCCACCACCAUUGUUUUCUAGGGACAAGUUGGAGCCCUAUAUGAACAAGAAGUGGAGCCUGUGUGAUGCUGGCUUCGACUACAAUGUAGUUGCAGUGUUCGGGUCGCAGAGCACUGGAAAGAGUACGUUGCUGAACCGUCUGUUUGGCACAAAGUUUGACGUGAUGGAUGAGCACCAGAGGCAGCAGACAACACGCGGCAUCUGGGCGGACCGUGGUGUAGAUAUGAAUGUACUGAUUCUGGAUGUGGAGGGCACCGACGGGCGUGAGCGCGGCGAGAACCAAGACUUUGAGCGCAAGAGUGCGCUGUUUUCCUUGGCAGUGUCAGAGGUGCUGAUUGUAAACAUGUGGGAGAACAUGGUCGGGCUGUACAACGGCGCCAACAUGGGCUUGCUCAAGACGGUUCUCGAGGUUAAUCUGCAGCUGUUUGGCGGGAACCGCGAGAACAAGACUCUGCUCUAUUUUGUGAUCCGCGAUCAUGUAAGCCCAACUCCGCUGGAGAACCUAGCUGGCACUCUGCACAGCGAUCUGGAGCGGAUCUGGGCCAGCGUCAACAAGCCUAGCGAGCUGCAAAAUGCGCGACUGACGGACUACUUUGAUUUGAAGUUCACGUCGCUCCCGCACAAGCUCCUGCAGCCCGAGAACUUUGAGCGUGAAGCGCUGGAGCUGCGCAGCCAGUUUACAGACCGGCGGUCCAAGGAAUAUGUGUUCAAGCCCAGCUACAAGCGCCGUGUGCCGGCCGACGGGUUCCCGCACUAUGCAGAGGCUGUGUGGGACAAGGUGGUCAGCAAUAAGGACCUGGAUCUGCCGACACAGCAGGAACUGCUGGCACAGUACCGGUGCGAUGAGAUUGCGCAGGCGGCACUAGUUCCGUUCCGCAAGGCUAUUGACGAGAUGCGGCCGCUGGUGCAGGAGGGAGAUAUCGUUCCCGAUCUUGGCCAGGUGUCACAGCAGGCACGCGACACUGCUAUCGAAAUGUUCGACUCACAAGCAGCGCGGUACCACAAGGAGGUGUAUCGCAAGAAGCGCGAGGCGUUUGUACAGCUGCUUGACGGCGAGCUGCACGCAGUAUUUGUCAACCAGGUCAAGAAUGCCCUGGCGUUGGCCACAGAAAAGUUCGCCAACGAGAGCCACAAGCGCCUCGAGGAGGCCGCAGCAGCGGAGACCGAGUACAGCUUCGGCGAGGUUGUUGGCAAGGUGCGCCGGCAUGUGACGGAGUCAUUCCGCAUGAUUGUCAACGAGCUGGUGAUCCCCGGCGGCUCAUGGACGUUUGGGUCCGAGCUCAAGCAGCUCGAGACCACGCUGGAUGCGACCACAGCCAAGCUUAGACUGGCAGAGAUGGACCGUGCACUGGCCAAGCUGCGGCGCACCGCCAAGGACACGCUGGGCGAGCUGAUCGAGGACGUACUUAACAACCCCGAUGCACAGAUGUGGAGCAAGAUCAUUGAGGGCUUCGAGACCACGAACCGCGAUGCCGAAGACGCGCUGCAGGUGCGGAUCACCAACGCAGAAAUCACCAGUGAGGAGGCACAGGUCGGAUUCCUGCGCAAGCUGCACACUGGUCUGUGGGAGGACCUGGUCGACGUCUUGAAGGAGGAGGUAGCAGACCAGAUGGUGCUGUUGAAGCUGCGCAAUGCGCUUGAGGAUAAGUUCCGGUACGAUGAGGCCGGCCUUCCACGCGUGUGGAAGCCCUCAGAUGAUAUUGACUCGCAGUUUGCCGUUGCGCGCGAGUCAGCACAGUCGCUGCUGCCAAUGUUCAGCAAGAUCGUUGUCAGCAACGACUGUGUUGUGCGCCGACCUGGGUACUUUGCGCCCAACUUCGAGCUGGACCGCUCGCUGGUCCUGAUCUCAGGUGCGCGCCUGCGUGAGCUGGGCAAGCGGUUUGGCCGCGAGGCGGAUGCACUGUACCUGGAGGCCAAGCGCGCGAUGGUGUCGACGCAGAACCAUGUGCCGCUGUGGGUGAUGGCGCUGCUGGUGGUGCUGGGAUGGAAUGAGGCGAUGACGAUUUUGUUCAACCCAAUCUACCUUGUUUUGACGGCGUUGCUGGGCGGAGUUGCCUUCAUCGUCCACAACCUGAGAUUGUGGGGGCCUGUGAUCCGGGCCGCGAAUGGCCUGACGACGAUGGCCAACGACAAGGUCCAUGAAAUCUUGGUCGAGGCCGUGAACCGCACCGAGCCACCAGUGGCAAGUGGCAGCCGCCAGAGAUCGUCGGCCAAGCGGAAGGUGAAGCGAUCCGCCUCUGCAUCUGCAUCGGAGGAAAUCGAGCUGGAGCCGCUUGGCAGUGCGAUGCCCAGCCCUGACACGGACGAGAUGGUGUACUGAAGAGAGCCUUAGAACGACUAUUUUUACUUUGAACCCCAGCCCGAAAGAAAACAAAAAUCGUCCCAUGCUAGCACCAGCGUGUCUUCGAUGAUAAGAGUGCUUGUACCUGGUCUUUGCGGAACUCGGGCCGUGCUGGCGGCACUGAGGAGCCAGUCAGGAGCCAGCCAGGAGCCAGUGG
Molecule: messenger RNA, 2689 nt
Organism: Linderina pennispora
Lineage: Eukaryota; Fungi; Kickxellomycota; Kickxellomycetes; Kickxellales; Kickxellaceae
Product: root hair defective 3 GTP-binding protein
Exons: 2
Coding region: 232-2511 (759 amino acids)
Biological process (GO): endoplasmic reticulum membrane fusion
Cellular component (GO): endoplasmic reticulum
Molecular function (GO): GTPase activity; GTP binding
Source: RefSeq, a predicted model, not a curated record